CUAAAGAAGAUCGAGCAAGAUGUGUCAUCACAAAAUAAAGGAAGCCGGACAUCAGAGGAUACGAUCUGGCAGGUCCAGAUCUCGCAGACAGCCAAAAAGGAGGAUUUCAGAGGGACGGAUACAUUGGAACUUGAACAUCGCAAUAGUGAAUCGACUGAUAAACUAUUGAAUAAUAAGAAUGCCAUCGAAUUCGUGACCAACAAGCUAUCUGCCGUCCCUGAGAUCGCGGAGACUCAUGAAUCUUACCCACUUAACAUCUUGCGGGCAGACCUACUGAAAUACAUGCUCUUGUGGUCCCACGGCGGUUUUAAUGUAGACAUGGAUGUUUUCCCGGCUCGUUCCAUCAAAACAUGUCGAGCAUUUCAACCCUUCUUCACGUUACUGACCAAGUCACUACAACAUACCCAUCCUAACGAAUCCCUCGUGGCUCCCUAUGCUUCGCCGCAAUUCAUGCACAGCUGGCCUUGGACAAGGAGUUACGGAUUGAUCCAAUUCACCAUGUAUGCUCCCAUACGUUUCAGCCCGCUACUUCGAGAGACAAUCGUUCACGUUCUAGCGCAUACGAGAAGGCACAAUAAGAGUCACGGUAGACUUUUCCGCAGUUGGUCCUAUGACGAAAAGACUGUUCUUGGAGUUACGGGGGCAGAUGUAUUUACGGAUGUCAUCCUUGGAAUUCUUUCCUCUUCUCUGCCUUGGACACAUCCGCUUAUGCCGAUAUUGGUGAUCCGGUCUCCCCAAUCACUGGGGAGGUCUAAGGACGGGUAUCUUGGGCUCCGUUUCGCUGACUUCGCGAUCCUGUUUGUAUCGAGGCCGCGUAGGCUACCCAGGGAGAUUCUAUGGGAGGGCUCUGCGUGUUGCCUAUUAAGUGUGUGGACCAACGGGCAGAGGCAUAGUAAGGCCAGUGGAUUUAAUGACUUUGAUGCAAGUGCAAAUCAUCGGUUUGGACGAACAUGGAAGAAGGAGUGGUACGGGUAUAUAGUCGUAUGA
Messenger RNA from Penicillium soppii, 987 nucleotides. RefSeq lists its product as uncharacterized. Gene Ontology annotation, cellular component: mannan polymerase complex. The record is from RefSeq and is a predicted model, not a curated record. The transcript is spliced from 4 exons. Gene Ontology annotation, biological process: protein N-linked glycosylation. The annotation marks the transcript as partial. Gene Ontology annotation, molecular function: alpha-1,6-mannosyltransferase activity. Lineage: Eukaryota; Fungi; Ascomycota; Eurotiomycetes; Eurotiales; Aspergillaceae.